AUGCCGUUUGGGUGUGUGACUCUGGGUGACAAGAAGAACUAUAACCAGCCGUCGGAGGUGACUGACAGAUAUGAUUUGGGACAGGUCAUCAAGACUGAGGAGUUCUGUGAAAUCUUCCGGGCCAAAGACAAGACCACAGGCAAGUUGCACACUUGCAAGAAGUUCCAGAAGCGGGAUGGCCGCAAGGUGCGGAAGGCGGCCAAGAAUGAGAUUGGCAUCCUCAAGAUGGUAAAACAUCCCAACAUCCUACAACUGGUAGAUGUGUUUGUGACUCGAAAGGAAUACUUCAUCUUCCUGGAGCUGGCCACGGGGAGGGAGGUGUUUGACUGGAUCCUGGACCAGGGCUACUACUCGGAGCGAGACACGAGCAAUGUGGUGCGGCAGGUCCUGGAGGCUGUGGCCUACUUGCACUCACUGAAGAUUGUGCAUAGAAACCUCAAGCUGGAAAACCUAGUUUACUACAACCGGUUGAAGAACUCAAAGAUUGUCAUCAGCGACUUUCACCUGGCUAAGUUAGAGAAUGGCCUCAUCAAAGAGCCCUGUGGGACCCCGGAGUAUCUGGCCCCGGAGGUGGUAGGCCGACAGCGGUAUGGACGCCCUGUAGACUGCUGGGCCAUUGGUGUCAUCAUGUACAUCUUGCUUUCAGGCAACCCACCCUUCUAUGAGGAGGUGGAAGAAGAUGACUACGAGAACCAUGAUAAGAAUCUCUUCCGCAAGAUCCUGGCUGGUGAUUAUGAGUUUGACUCUCCGUACUGGGAUGAUAUUUCCCAGGCAGCCAAAGAUCUGGUUACCAGGCUGAUGGAGGUAGAACAAGACCAGCGGAUCACAGCGGAAGAGGCCAUCUCCCAUGAAUGGAUUUCGGGCAAUGCCGCUUCUGAUAAGAACAUCAAAGAUGGUGUUUGUGCUCAAAUUGAAAAGAACUUUGCCAGGGCCAAGUGGAAGAAAGCUGUUCGAGUGACCACGCUCAUGAAGCGGCUCCGGGCACCGGAGCAGUCUGGCGCCGCUGCCUCAGCCACAGACACUGCCACACCUGGGGCUGCAGGUGGGAUCAAAGCGGCACUGACAAGUGGAGCUGCCCUGACCUCUGUGGGCAGUGCUGCUGCAGCCACGGGGGGUGAUGCCUGUGCUCCCAAGAGUGAUAAUGUAGCUGGCACAGAUCGUAGCGCCACCCCGGCCACGGAUGGGAGUGCCACCCCAGCCACGGAUGGGAGCGCCACUCCGGCCACGGAUGGGAGCAUCACCCCCGCCACGGAUGGAAGUGUCACCCCAGCCACUGACAGGAGCGCGACUCCAGCCACGGAUGGGAGAGCCACACCGGCCACAGAAGAGAGCACAGUGCCCACCACCCAGAGCAGCGCCACAUCAGCUGCUGUGGCAGCUGUCACCCCUGAGCCGGCAAUGACCCAGCCGGACAGCACAGCCCUAGGGGGCGCCACAGGCCAGGCUCCGCCCUCUAGUAAAGGGGAAGAGGCUGCUGGCCAUGCCCAGGAGUCUCAGAGGGAGACCAGCUGA
Dipodomys ordii (Ord's kangaroo rat) is the source of this 1512-nucleotide messenger RNA. RefSeq names its product CaM kinase-like vesicle-associated (gene Camkv). The transcript is spliced from 10 exons. The record is from RefSeq and is a predicted model, not a curated record. Gene Ontology annotation, molecular function: calcium/calmodulin-dependent protein kinase activity; ATP binding; calmodulin binding. Gene Ontology annotation, cellular component: intracellular anatomical structure. Bases 1 to 1512 code for a protein of 503 amino acids. Gene Ontology annotation, biological process: peptidyl-serine phosphorylation. NCBI's taxonomy places the organism in Eukaryota, Metazoa, Chordata, Mammalia, Rodentia, Heteromyidae.